AACAACAUCAAAUUGAGCUAUAUAUUGAAGAUAAUUUAAAACCGUUCAAAAUAUCACAAAAAUUGGCCAAUAAAUAUAAGUUUUCAACAACAAUAUUGGAUACGAAUCGUGUGUUAACUAUUCAACAACCUUUAGAACAAUAUGAUAUUAAAACUAAUACAACAUAUUAUAACGAACGUAAAUUAUUUCAUCUUUUAGAUAAUAUAAAUGAAUAUGAUUUUGCACAUAAAUAUAGUAUUUUUAAUUAUCAAUUUAUGCAUAGUUAUUUUAAUUGUUUUACUACAAAACAGUUAUUUUUACGUUUUUUAUUUUAUAUUACAGCAUGUUUAGAUCAAAAUGUUUCAGAAAUACGUUAUCUAUUGUCUAUUUAUGAAAUGUUAAAUGAUCUACUAGAUAAAAAUCCGGAUAAUUAUUCAAUUGAAAUUGUUUCACGUUUACUGCCAAUGUUGAAUAAUCAAAAUGCACAACAAAUAACGCAAUUAUUAAAACAAUGUGACGAACAUAGUUUAAAACAUUCUGCAUUAAUAUCACCAUAUUAUCAAUCACAAUUACAUUCACCAUGGAAUAAUUAUUUAUCAAAAUUAAGUAUAAACAAAUAUAUUUAUACAAUAACUUCAGAUGAUGAUAAUCUUUAUUUAGUUUCAAAUGAACAAAUUAUUUCUAUCAAUAUAGGACUUUAUGAAUUAAAACAAAAAUAUGAAAUAUCAUAUGAAAAAACGUCUGAUAAUACAUCCCCUACAGCAAUGUUCCGUUCAUCAUAU
Didymodactylos carnosus is the source of this 761-nucleotide messenger RNA. The record is from the annotation of a GenBank genome assembly. NCBI's taxonomy places the organism in Eukaryota, Metazoa, Rotifera, Eurotatoria, Philodinida, Philodinidae.